GCGCGAUUCGGAAAAAAAGAAACAAUAAAAAACCAAAAGUUAUCAAAACAAAAGCGACGUCGUCGACAGCAUUUUCCAUUUUCCCAACAAGCGGAGCUUUCUCCCCUUUUUUUUCGCUUCGCUCUCGAUGGCCUGCAAUCCUUACCACCACUCUCACAAAAUCCGACAUUCAAUCUCAUCUCUCUGUAAAGUCAAAUACGCUUUGCCCAACAGUUCAAUAACGGCAUUUCCGUUUCGUAACUCUCCUUUCCAUCCAAUCAAAUUCUCCAAUUUCCGUUCUCUAUCAGCUUCAUCUACAGCUGCUGGCACUUCUACCCCCACCACUUUCUCUUGGGACGACGUCGUUCGAGUCUCUCAACCCGAGUAUAACCCACACGAUUCUUCCGGUCUCCGAGGCUUCUUCGACAAAAUCAAAGCAUGCAAUCGUGGCUCCGAAAUGCAAUCCGAGUUCCUUCCCUUUGUUAUCGAAGACCAAAUUGUUGGUUACAUACAUGGGAGUUUUGCUGAGAAUUUAAGGAAUUUUCAGAAAGUGUUUAUAUUAUCUAAAGAUAAUUGUGAUGGAGGUCAUGUAACGUUGCACCGAAUGUUAAAAUCAGCGGAGGAUAGAAGUCGAGCUGUGGGAGAAGUGAUCAAAUGCUUGGCUGAAAAAGAAUUGAUUCCAGGUAUAAGGAAUGAGCUGUACCCUGUGACAUCAUCGUUUGGUGCACCGGUCUUUUUCUCCCUUGAACGUGCUGCUGCUCCUUAUUUCGGAAUCAAGGCUUAUGGCGUUCACAUGAAUGGCUAUGUUGAAAAAGACGGGCAAAAGUUUCUAUGGAUAGGAAAAAGAAGUCCAGUGAAGCCUACUUUUCCUGGAAUGCUCGAUCAUCUAGUUGCUGGAGGACUGCCUCAUGGAAUUGCCUGUGGAGAGAAUCUUAUGAAGGAAUGUGAAGAGGAAGCUGGAAUACCAAUAUCCCUAUCCAGUAGAGCUAUACCAGUUGGUGCUGUUUCAUAUUCAGAUAUUGAUGGGCACAGAUUCAAGCGAGAUGUCCUAUUCUGUUAUGAUCUAAAACUCCCUGAAGGUUUUGUACCAAAUAAUCAAGAUGGAGAGGUAGAAGGCUUCAAGUUGAUCCCUGUGGCACAUGUUGCUAAUGUCAUAAAAAGGACACAUUUUUUUAAGUCAAAUUGCUCCAUUGUCAUAAUCGAUUUCCUGGUUCGACAUGGGUUCGUAAGUCCUGAAAAUUUUGGAUAUUUGGAUCUUCUACAAAGUUUGAAGAGUGGAGAUUGCUCCUAAUUGUACUUUCUUGUGAAAGACAUCAAAAGCCAAAGCCAUCUCACGUUUCUCUCACAAAAGAAAGCUUCACUCAUGUUGGAUAAGUGAAUAAACUGGGUAAUGGAUUCUGUAGAACUUCAUCGUCAAUGUGUAAGACAACAAUCGUGCUUAAACGUAUACUGUCUUCCCAGGAUAAUUUUAGUGUCAUUUUUCUUUUC
Molecule: messenger RNA, 1467 nt
Organism: Theobroma cacao (cacao)
Lineage: Eukaryota; Viridiplantae; Streptophyta; Magnoliopsida; Malvales; Malvaceae
Product: nudix hydrolase 20, chloroplastic-like
Molecular function (GO): 8-oxo-dGDP phosphatase activity
Source: RefSeq, a predicted model, not a curated record